Messenger RNA from Stylophora pistillata, 3034 nucleotides. RefSeq lists its product as uncharacterized. NCBI's taxonomy places the organism in Eukaryota, Metazoa, Cnidaria, Anthozoa, Scleractinia, Pocilloporidae. The record is from RefSeq and is a predicted model, not a curated record.
AUGAUGCAGGGACUUUCUAGGAAUAUUUCUGAAAAAAUUUCGCAUGAGGCUAAAAAUGAAACAAGCAGUUUUGAUCAGAUUUGGAAUUCUGCGUCCAAAGGCGAGCCAGUUCCUGAGAAGAAGACUGAAGAAAUUCUAGCUCCUUCUACCGAUGUUCUGAAGGAUUCUUUGAGGGAAAUUUCUCCGUCUUCUAACAUCGGGAAUGCCAGUGAUAUCUAUGAUCUACCUAUUGAGCUUCAUACGAUGGAUGGUCACAAUCGUGUUGUUAGCCAAAGCUCUAGUGUCUUCGAGACACUGUUUGAAGAAGACCGUGAAGGUCAAGUGGAGUUUCCGAUAGGGGCAGCUUGUCCAUAUAUGGGUAUUAGAAAAUUCAAAAACAAGAGACAGCAGAUGAAACAGAAAGAGAAUGUAUCAUGUGUUGCUCACGUAUCGACGGAAGAAGACUGUCAAAAGGCGAAUAAAGAAUACAACAUUCACCAAGCAAUUCCACAUUGCAAUGAAGGGCCAGGGCAGGAUAUUUGCUCAAUUGAAGAAACAUGGCGAACGAGUCCCGAAAGUAAGCUAACAAUUCACUGUGAUCUAUCAAUCUGCAAGAGACAUCCCGUGAGCGUCACGGGAAUCCACCCAUUAGAGGGCGUAGUGGACAAGGAGAAGGAGGGAUAUAAGUUCAACAACUCCACUGCUCUGGAGAGAUUUCUGGGACAUUUUAUAAUCGUGAACACACUACGCAAGUUCAGCUUUUGCUUUCUUCGGUGCAAAACGGGACGUAAGAAAUACGCCCAGCAAAUCCUGAUGUUUCCUCCGUUGUUAGAUAUAGAGGACUCAGAAUUUCUACCAAAAAAGAAAGACCCAAGUCUAAUAAACAUCAACAUUUUAAUGCUAGACUCGGUAUCGCGCGCACAUUUUUACCGUUCUCUGCCUAAAACAGUCAGCACGCUAAGAAACAUUGUUUACAAUGAGUCAAUAAACGCAACAGUAUUAGACUUCGAGUUAUUGCAAAGUUCAGCACCGUUCACCUUUCACAAUGUCAGAGCCUUCAUGUCUGGAAAAAGCGACUUUAACUACAUUGAGCAUUCAAAUGGCACAUACCAAAUAGAGUUGCUGUAUAAGAAGUUGAAGAAUCAAGGUUAUUACACGCUCUUGCAAGAAGAUAGCUGCUGGUUUGACGAAUGGGGAUCCUUAUUCACCAACAACAUAUUUCAAAACAAGACGCCUCACAGUCGAGAGGAAUUCCAAAAUCGCUGGAGUGGAUUUCAGGAUGUGGUAAAUGGUUAUUCUGUGGAUGACUAUGGCCUGUCUUAUUCUUCUUGUGAUGUUUUCAAACAGUACAAUGUUACUAACCAAUUUAAUCGGCCCCUCAAGAUUUGCUUCGGGGGUAAAGUGUAUUCUGAGCUUUUCUUAGAUUACUCCUUGAGCGUUUUUCAAGGAUAUAUUGAUUCUGGUAAAAGACAGCCAAUCUUUGCUUAUACGCACCUAAAUGCUGGACAUGAAGUGACAGGAACCCGCAUACGACAAAUUGACUACGUUCUAUCAGGUUAUUUACACGCCAUUGCUCAUGAAGAAGACACUCUGACACUUGUUUUCUCUGAUCACGGGCCAAAAACAACGAAGUUUUCGUUCCAGACAAUGGAGGGGCGGGGAGAGAUCUAUGAUUCGUUGUUAUUUGCCAUAGUUCCAGAAAACGUUGCUAAUAUUCUAGGAUUACGACGAAUGCGCGCGAUGGUCACAAACCAGAAACGUCUUCUCACAACUCUGGAUCUUCACAACACAGUGAUGUCGAUUGGAGAUUCUGAAAGGUCGACAUCCAAUUCAUACUUAAAGGAAGGUCUCUUCUCAGAAAUACCAGCCAACCGUACAUGCGCAGAUCUAUCGAUCAAACCCUCAGCUGUUUGCAAGUGUGAGGGAUGGGACCAAAAGUUUCCUGAUAAUGACUCUCAAUUCACAUUCCUUGCCGAAUUUGGUUUGGGAAUGCUUAAUAACAAAAUCCAGGAGAAAUAUCUUACAACUCCCAAUGCUGCUGGGGGGUUUGGAAAAUGUCAACGUUUGGUUGGACAUCGAUUUGAAAAAAUACGCAGAAGGAAGGUUGGUGAAGAGUAUUUUCUGACAAUGGAUCUAAUUGUCCUACCAGGGAGAGAGAUAUUUGAAAUUCAAUUGAGAUACCCUCUAGGAAUCUUAGCAGAAAGGCGAAAGGGUUUCCCUGCUGUUAUGGGGACGCGAAGAGUGAGCAUAUAUCGUAAGUACGAGAAAUGUGUCGAUGAACAUGUCAAAGUGCAACUAUGUGUUUGCGAUUCGCACCACUAUGGAAGAAACAUAAGCGAGAAAAAUGCGUGGAAAUGGUUCGAAGUUAGUACUGGAUCGGAUGUACUGGAAACCGUAUUCAGAGCAAACAGUUUUGGCACAAAUUCUGAAGUCAAAGACUUAAGCGAUUCGUGCUUAUUAUUAGUAACGCGGAAACGUGAAAACCUCAGCGUAGCCUUCGAAGUAGCGAACGCUUGCAAGAAGCGAAGGUACAAAGUCAGAAUUACAGGGAAAGGCAAAGGAAAAACCUUAUUAACAAGAAAACUGCCCUUUUCUAUCAUUCUAGAACCAAACACAGUGCACUUUGCUCUGAGCGUUCAUUACUUAGAAAAACCUUAUGGUUUUUAUAUGAAGACAUCAUUUGUGGGUUAUAAUGUUUGACAUUAGUCUGCCAAUUAUUUACCAGAAUCGUCAAUUUAAACAAUAUAAAAACAGUUCUUUGAUAAAUCAGCAAAGUGAAACUUUUUAUAUGGUAUAACCUUAUUUUAAUGUUCAAAGUACACGUACAUUGUAAAUAGAGCCAAAGCAAAUUGUAAAUAUAUUUUACAUGUGGGAUUCAAAGAGAUUGCCUUACCCUUUACCAUUAAUCACUUGUGUUUGUUAUUUUUAAACUGUGUUGCUUAAUUUCCUUUUUUAUUUUCGAUCUAUUCCUCCCAACACCCAAACGAUUAUCGGAAAAUAAUGGUUAAAGAAUUCGAGAGUGGUCGCUGAGAUUUGAUAGAUGAGAGGACCAAAA